Molecule: messenger RNA, 2190 nt
Organism: Caenorhabditis briggsae
Lineage: Eukaryota; Metazoa; Nematoda; Chromadorea; Rhabditida; Rhabditidae
Exons: 14
Coding region: 1-2190 (729 amino acids)
Molecular function (GO): calcium ion binding; protein binding
Source: RefSeq, a predicted model, not a curated record
AUGAAACUGCUCCUGAAGUUGUUAUUGGUUCCUAUGCUGUUGGAUAUCAAGAUUCAUGCGUUGCCCAGCAGUGGUGGCUAUUUUCGGAAUGAAGACCCCCACCUCGUCAACUCCACUCUCCCAUCGCACCUCCCAACAACAUCUGCUCCACCACCAACAUCCUCAAUUCCAAUUCUGAAACCCGACACGUCAUCACCAUGUGAUUUGAUCGAAGAAGCGGCCGCUCUCCAUUGUAUUGGACCACUUGUCGACUAUGCGGCAGAUCUGUCGAACAACGUACUUCAUCCGCCACUGAGUGCCGUUGAGAUGACUUGUGACAAGUAUAAUCAGUAUAUGAUGUGUACACAGGGUGUUCGACCAGAUUGCAGACAAUCUCGUGCGCCAAACAUUGAAUUCAUGUACGAAACGAUUUGUGAAGAGAAAUUCGCGGCAAUAAUGAAAGAAGAGAAGGCAUGCUUGUUGGAGGUUGAGAAUGACAAAAACGUAAAAGAGUGCUUUGUGAACAAGACGAACACACUGCGUGACGAGACGCCAGACACUGUUCCCACCCCAACACAGAACUAUGAGUGUACAGUAAUCCAGGCCUAUGUGGAUUGUCUUAUUGAACGGGAAGAAGCCACCUGUCGUGAUGCGGUGAAGAUUGAAAUUUCGUUUUUGUCAAUGCUCGCGAAACGGAAUUCAGAAGCCAGAUGUGAAUUGAAUACCGAUGCGACGAAGGCUAGACCAAAAGCGCAGCCAUUGGAAGAAUGUGAUACUCAGGGAAAUUGUAAAUGUAGACUUCCCGGAUAUUAUUAUGAAGCUGCUAGGAAGAAAUGUUUAGACGUCGACGAGUGUGAAUCGCUGUCUUCUGGAUGCUCUCAAAAGUGUGUCAAUCUUCCGGGAACCUUCGAAUGUACCUGUGAUCAGAGAUUCUAUAAAUUGGCAGCUGAUAAUAGAUCAUGUGAGAGGAUAGAUCAGUCUCCAAUGUGGUUAUUCUUUGCACAUGGCCAAAGUGUUUGGAACAUCUCAACCGAUGGAAAAUCGUUCCAACUCCAGCGUGCCGGACUUCAAAAGACCGCCAUGAUCGACAUCGAUGUCAAGGAAAACCGUUUAUAUUAUGCAGAUAUUGGAGCGAAUGUAAUCGAAAGAAUGAACAUUGAAGGAACAUUCCCACAGGCAGUUCAACGAUUUGAUGUUGAUGGUUUAGAAGGAAUCGCUGUCGAUUGGAUUGGAAGAAAUUUGUAUAGUUUGCGAAGAGAAGACGUGCUGGUGCAAAGUCUAGAUGGGCGGUUCCGUCAAUCUGUUUAUAAAAAUGUGAUGAAAUUGCCAAGAUCGAUUGCUCUGCUUCCAGCAAAAGGAAUCAUGUUUGUUACUGAUUGGUCGGCGAAUGCAUUUAUCGCUGCUGCUUCUAUGGAUGGAUCCCACUUCCGUAAAAUCGUCACCGAACGCAUCACCUGGCCAAAUGCAGUUGCCGUCGAUGUGUUUGCGGAGAAAAUUUACUGGGCUGACGCUUUUCUGGAUACUAUUGAGUCAGCCAACAUGGACGGCACUGGUCGUCGCAUUAUCAUUGCUGAUGCCGGAUCCGUACCCCACGUAUUCGGUCUCGCCAUUGCCGAUGAUUUCCUCUAUUGGACCGAUUGGACGUAUCGUGGAAUUCUGAGAGCUAAUAAGCAUAACGGAGAGAAUAUUACGGUAUUGGCGCAGACCGCAUUGCUGCCGUACUCGUUGAAAGUGUUCCAUAAGACAUUGCAACCAGAGGAAACGUCAACAUGUGCGACUCGCGGCUGCGACCAGUUGUGUUUGUUGGGUGAAAACGGCGCGGCGACCUGUGCGUGUGGAGAGGGUUUCGACCUACAGACAGAUGGAAAAAAAUGUCGUUCGAAUUGUACCGAAUCACAAAUCGAGUGUGGAGGAGCUGAUCCAAAGUGCAUCUCAAAAAUCUAUCUUUGUGAUGGCUUGGCUCAGUGCUCGAAUCAAGCGGAUGAAUUGAAAUGUCCUCCUCGAAUCUGUCUUCCCGGGCAAUUCCAAUGCCAUGACAAUCGAAAGUGUCUACCACCAGGUGGUCUUUGUGAUGACGUCGCAGAUUGUGCAGAUUCCUCAGAUGAGCUGUACUGUCCGCAUAAAACAACGCCACGCGGAGAAUUCGUUUUGAAUUCGCCGACGUCGUCAAGGAAGGAGAGAAGUGCUGAUUAUCAGGAUAAUCAUUUGUAA